Molecule: messenger RNA, 981 nt
Organism: Raphanus sativus (radish)
Lineage: Eukaryota; Viridiplantae; Streptophyta; Magnoliopsida; Brassicales; Brassicaceae
Product: cyclin-dependent kinase inhibitor 1
Exons: 4
Coding region: 83-616 (177 amino acids)
Biological process (GO): negative regulation of cyclin-dependent protein serine/threonine kinase activity
Cellular component (GO): nucleus
Molecular function (GO): cyclin-dependent protein serine/threonine kinase inhibitor activity
Source: RefSeq, a predicted model, not a curated record
UGUUUUUCGUCUUCCUCUUCCUCUCAGCUCUAAUCAUCUCUCUCUCUCUCUCUCUCGGAGACAUUAACGUCACGGACACGCAAUGGUGAGAAAAUGCAGAAAAGCUAAAGAGACGGUCGGAGCUUCGUCUACAUAUAUGCAGCUUCGCAGCCGGAGAAUCUUUUACCGAUCGGAAAAGGAGAGCUCAUCGUCUUCUUACUGCGCAAGUAACAACAAUGGAGUCAUAGAUCUGAAGUUGUUACAGGAGGAAAGAGAUGGUGAGACCGAAACGUCGUCGUGUCGACGGACUAGUAGUAAGAGGAAGCUAUUUGAAAGCCUUACAGAGAAAGAGUCGAGCAAAUCUAUGGAGAAUUCACAGCAAACCGUAGCUGGUUUCGAUUCCGCCGUGAAAGAAUCAUCGGAUUGUUGUUGCAGCCGGAGAACAUCUUUGUCGACGACGACGGAGGAGAAGGUGAAAUCAACGACGGAGCAACCACCAACGGCUGAGGAGAUUGAAGAGUUUUUCGUGGUGGCUGAGAAACAGGUCCAUGAUAAAUUCAAGAAGAAGUAUAACUUUGAUUUCGAGAAGGAGAAGCCAUUAGAAGGACGCUACGAGUGGGUUAAAUUAUCAGAGUAAUGAAGGAAAUGAAGAUGGUGAUGAAGCAUACGUUUAUUAACUUUUAGUGUCUAAUUUUCAGAGAAUAAUUCCAAUUUUAUUAUUUGUUUCUAAAAUAGAAGCUUUUGUGAGGAAAGACUUGUAGCAGAAUGUUUGAAAGUACGAAUCUGCACAGAAAGAACGGUUUUUUUGGGGGUGUUUCAGAACAGAUUUUGUUUUCUGCAAAAGUGGAAAAGAUAAACCCAGAAAAGUCGUGUCUUUUUGCUUAUCUCUUUCUCUUCUUCUUCUCCUCUCAUGUUGUACAGUUUUGUUUUGUUUUGUGGACAAUUUAUUUCUGCAUCCCCACUCAUUUUUUUGUCCUCUAAUUAUUAUGAUCUUUUCGAAAA